AUGGACACCAGCGGCCGGGUGCGCCGGGGCGUGACAGAUGACUCCAGGAACGAACUUGGAAGAAAACGGCCGCGACGUUCUCCAUCCACCUCGACCGCGCCUGAAGCAAGUGGGGAAGGAAAGUCUUUGGAGAUCAAAGGCUUGGAUGGAUCCACCUUUGAGCUUCAGGUUUGCGAUGAUGCAACCGUCGAAGAUGUCUACAAAUACACCUCUGCGAAAAUUGGUCUGGAAUCAGGCAGGAAAUUGUUGAUGACUUCGGGCUGCAUUAUGCUGGAUUAUUCCAGACCGCUGCUGCAGCAAGUGCAGGGUGGGGAAAUUAGUUUCAUUGUCCAAAGAAUCAGUUUGAAUGACUUCGCAAAACACUUUUGGAACGCAAUCCAAGCUGAAACCAAAGAAUGUCUGACUGCUGAAGAUGUAAUUACAAUACGUGCAGCUGCAGUUGUUUCAAUACACUUGGGUAAAUUCCCAGUUUCAAUACACUUGGGUAAAUUCGGAGAUGAUUUGGGCGGUCUGACAUUGCCAUGCAGCCUGCAGACUUUGACCUUUGGACAUGGGUUCAAUAAGAGUUUGGCAGGUUUCACAUUGCCAAGCAGUCUGCAGACCUUGACCUUUGGACAAUUCUUUGAUCAUAGUUUGGCAGGUGUCACAUUGCCAAGCAGCCUGCAGACCUUGACCUUUGGAGAGAGGUUCAGCCAGAGUUUGGCAGGUGUCACGUUGCCAAGCAGCCUGCACACCUUGACCUGUGGAGAGAGGUUCAACCAGAGCUUGGCAAAUGUCACAUUGCCAAGCAGCCUGCAGACUUUGACCUUUGGAGUUUGGUUUGAUCAGAGUUUGGCAGGUGUCACAUUCAAGCAUCUUGAGCUUUGGGGAUGGGUUUGA
This is a messenger RNA of Cladocopium goreaui, 879 nucleotides long. The record is from the annotation of a GenBank genome assembly. NCBI's taxonomy places the organism in Eukaryota, Dinophyceae, Suessiales, Symbiodiniaceae.